UCUUGCUUGUGUCAAACUAAAAAGACUGCAUCCUUUUACCAUUCUCCUCAGCAAUACCAGCCUACAUAAUAACGGUUUAAAGGACAAACCCGUUCAAAUCCCUGAUAAUGGUUUGUAAAUAUAAAACGGUGGUUGUAACAGUUCAAAAGGACAGACUAUGGCUGUAACGGUUUAAAAGGACAGACUGAGGCUGUAACAGUUUAAAGGGACAGACUGUGGGUGUAACAGUUUAAAAGGUCAAACUGUGUCUGUAACGGUCUAACGGGACAAACUAAACAAACAAAUGACGCUAUGUUAGUCUAUAGCGGUUGCCAUGCCAAUCCGUUUAAUUUUCUGGUAAAAGCUAGCUAGUGUUAGCUUCCUAAACCCUUUUAACUGCACUAGUUAGGUGACUUAACACAGCUAUCCAACCAGUAAUAGGAAAGAAAACCAGAACUUCACUACUGUAACAGCUAUGAGGGGGGUUAAAAAAAAACUCCUCGGACAAAAACAAGUCCAACAUGGCAGAACCAAGUUGUCAAUCACUGACAUCUAACGCAUAUUCUUCAAGAGAUCGCGGAACCAUCAGAGUGCAACAUGAGGACUUUCCUGGUCUUGUUAAUGGUGUUAAUUGCCUCAGGGGAAGAGGAGAAAACUAUCAAUGGCAUCUUGGAAGACAGUGUCCUUCUGCCAUGUUCCUGCCCCAACAGAAAUUCAAACAAGGUGUUUAAGUGGCAGAUGGAAAAACCAAAAAUGACUCGGGUUUUCCAAUACGAUGAGGGCACUCCAAACUCCCUUGAUAGAUAUGAGGGCAGGAUCCAAACGUUUGUGGCUGAGAACAGAGAAAACUGCUCUAUUCUCCUAACCAACAUCACAGAGGAUGACCAGGGGAAAUACAACUGCAUUUUUCACGAAGAAGACAAAUACACCCGUCGCAGCGUAAAUCUAAACUUAUCUGGAAAGUCCCAUCAGAGGCAGUCUAAGCAGACCAGCAACCAACCCACAGGAUCUGUCAGCUCCAUGACACACUGGAAAAGCAUUCCUGUUGUGGUGACGCUUGGAUUUUCCCUGAUAUCAGAGAUCUUCAUCUAAGGGGCUAAUCAAGGAUAACAGGAACGGUGACUGAUAACCUCUGUACCCUGACGAUUGCAAUGACCCAAGAGAAAGUAAAACAACAGUGUUAAAGAUUUUUCCUCUGAAUAGUGGUUGGUCAUGAAUGUGGCAUCCUGCCAACAAAGACUCACUGACAGGUUACACCCUGUGUUCACGACGCCUGUGGAAUGUUGUGUUUAUCAAAAGGAUUUCUAUUUCGUGAACAUUUGUGGAUGUUUAUAGGCAGGUGUCACAAAAUGAAAUUAUAAAUUUAAAUGUGAGAAGUUAGCAUCUCAGUCACAAACAAUGUACAAAAAAUUACAGAAAUCAUCACACAACAAAAAUAGAUUGAUAGAUGUGUGAUCUAACUGUAUCAGGGAACUGUGAUGCUAAAAUUCAGUCAGAAAUGUGAAUCAUGUAAUGCAGAUAUUUACAGAAUGUGUACAGAAAAUGUGAAGGCAGCUAUAUACUGCUGUGUACAGGUGCUUAAUGAUUUAACCCAUUGCCCGUAACUGUAUUUCUAUUAGACUGGCUUUUUCAAUCCCGCAAAAAGUUUAAGGUGACUGUAAAUAUACUGUUGUCAUGCUGCACAAUAAAUAUGGGACUGAUCAGAGGCCUCCCAUACGGGAUAAGAAUCUAAACAUCUAAAGUUCCUAAAACUUUUGCACAGUACUGUAUAUAUAUAUUUAAGGUUUGGAGGGAACCCCCUGUGCCAUUUUUUUUUGACAAUUACAACAUAUGACACCAAGAGGGAAGGAAUGAGAAUGAUUUUUGCCAAGACAAUCAAGAAUUUUAAAAUGUUUUUUAAAUAGUUUACCAUCUGUGAAUUGCUGAAUUUUGGAAAGUGGAACACACACUGCUGGUCCAUAUGUCCACUUUAUCACUGGUCCCAUAUUAUAGGGUUGGGGAAGCAGUAGCUCCCAACAGAAGCAAACUGAAGCAAACUGGGAAAAAGGGAAACGGAAUUGUAAUGAAAUGACUCAUGAUGACUGUGUGGACGUCUUUGUGGUUAACACAUGAGGUCAAAGAAUUGAAAUGAAACUGCAGUGCAGCUGAACAACCUUUCGUCAACAUACCUCCAUUUUAACCUUUCGUGUCUUCAUGUACCAUUUUCUCUUUUUUUUUUAUGGCUACCUGCUUACGUCUUUUUGUAUCCUGUCAUUAUUUUCACUUGUGCUUUUUGUAUGUUCAUAGUUUUGAUGUCUGCAGAACAGCAAAAAGAUGUUGGCACACACCAUAUUAUUUGCCAAGGGAUACUUGUAUCAUUGAAUAGAUUUCUAACAAGUACAUGUUGAGACUGGUAAAUGAAACUUAAGUAGAGAACAGUAUCAGACUUAUUUUUGUCUAGCUGAAAGAAAUCUGGGUACAUCUAGCAUUGCAUGAAGGAGAGACAUUACACAGUACAUUAUAUGUUUUUAAGAUAACUUCAUGACCCAAAAUUAAGAAAAGUAAUAAUGUUUAAUAGAGAAAAGCAGGUUACACAGAGCAAUACUGUAUAAAUAAACCACAUUCAAUAAAGAAAUGAUUGUAAAAGAAUUAUAGAACCAAAAAGAUCCAAUAAACAAUCACUUAAAAAGAUAAAUAAACAAUGUAUGAGACUCUUCAAACAA
Molecule: messenger RNA, 2681 nt
Organism: Thunnus maccoyii (southern bluefin tuna)
Lineage: Eukaryota; Metazoa; Chordata; Actinopteri; Scombriformes; Scombridae
Exons: 6
Coding region: 577-1071 (164 amino acids)
Biological process (GO): negative regulation of T cell proliferation; immune response; cell surface receptor signaling pathway
Cellular component (GO): external side of plasma membrane
Source: RefSeq, a predicted model, not a curated record